Haliotis rufescens (red abalone) is the source of this 11713-nucleotide messenger RNA. RefSeq lists its product as uncharacterized. The transcript is spliced from 23 exons. Gene Ontology annotation, biological process: detection of mechanical stimulus. Gene Ontology annotation, cellular component: membrane. The record is from RefSeq and is a predicted model, not a curated record. Lineage: Eukaryota; Metazoa; Mollusca; Gastropoda; Lepetellida; Haliotidae. Bases 115 to 9027 code for a protein of 2970 amino acids. Gene Ontology annotation, molecular function: calcium channel activity; calcium ion binding; protein binding.
UAUAAAACCACACCAUACAGUGACCGACUGGUGAGAAGUUCGUGCGGAUACAACUUUACUUUAAGGCGUCAUGCACUGGAAGAUCAUGUAGAGAAAUUUGACGACUGACCCACCAUGUCGCCUUGUGUUUCAAUUUACAGACUUUUAUGUCUUUUUUUUCUUGGAUUUCAAGUGAUACAGACAGGAGGAUUCCUCGUCGACGAUGUCGCAAUAACUAUAGGUAAUAACAAACCACAAACUACCGAGGACCCAGGCAUCAAGGUGACGAUGGCGAGCGCAGCACAGUUACCGAUGGGUAACCUGACAGGAUGGCACACCUGUACAGCUGGCGAAACUCAAGAAGCUCUUGAUCUCAGUGGUCUUACCGCUGGUGGCGAGGUAGCUAUUCCGUGUGUUUGCGACACUCAAACCAACAAAACCGUCACCGUCAAUGUGAGUACAGAACUGAACUCCACCCAAGAAACGUUCGAGAUCUAUUGCUGGGACAUGCUAAACAUAACUAUUACCCUAGAUAAGGACCUACAACCCACGAAUGAAGUCAUACCAUUUAAUAUUAAAAAUGUUCCCAAUUAUGGAAUUCAGUGGAAUAUUGAUGCAUGCGAGAAUAACACACUCACAAGUACUGCAGCAUCAAAUUAUGGCAGCCGUUACUCAGCUAACCCUGUGGAUCUAAGCAGCAUCACCUACACACAACCUGGGAGCUGCACUCUUCAUGCAACAUUCUGGAACGAGUUGUACAGGAAGGAUGUUGAGCUAACCUUCGAACUGGGUGUAGGAGUGGCGGAUCUUACAGUUGUACCAAGCGCACGGGAUCUGCUGAUAGGAGAAACAUUUACUUUGACGGUUAAUGCAACAGGCCCCAACAUCUCUUGGGUGGUGACCUUCUUCAAUGCAACGAUACUGCAGGAGGGUUCCGCGGGAGUAUUUGCUGAACAGAAUGCAUCAACUACAGGCGUAUACACCUUUGGAAUCAUCGCAUCUAACAGGGUCAACAACAAGAGCAAGUCAUUUGAUAUUUCAGUUGUACAUCCAAUUAAUGGCUACAACGUUACAGUGACACCACCCACAAUCCAAUCCAAUGAGAACUUGGAAAUCAACGUGGCUCUUGAUGCGUUGGCAAACAUACCGAUGGGAACUCUAGAAAUUACAAUAUCACCUUGUGGUAACGCGGAGUUCAGAGAUGUAUUGCCUGUCUCGGCUGGUGCUACGAAUAAAUUCAACUGCAAGUUCAUAAAACAAGGUAACUACUCUAUUGAUGUUACAAUAUCAUCUGCAGUUUCUUCAGAAAACUUUACAUUCGAAGCUGUUGUCUGUGACAACUUGACAAUAACCAUCGAUGUAGACAAGACUGCCUGGGCUGUUGGAGAGCCGGUGAUUGUCAACAUGAACACUUUACCCACGUCAGGCUUCAAAUAUAGAGUUGAUAUGGGUGAUGGUACGAGUAUCCACUCAAAUGAGGCAGAUUCAGUGUUGGUCAGUUUGAAUACCUUCACUGCAAUCCCAGCGCAGUUGUACAACACUCCAGGAACAUACACGGUUAGCCUUUAUGCAUAUAACCAGUGCUACUCUGUAUCUUCAUCUGUAGUUCUUGUUGUUGAAUAUAAGAUCCCUCCUUGCAACUUAGUGAUCGUACCAAACCGAAAAAUAAUGACACCGGAUGACACAACAACCUUUUCAUUUGUGACACAAUCAGGAACAACAGCUGACAACCCAACUAAUGUUACAUGUACAUGGAAUCUGGGUGAUGGGACACCUGUGACUGAUCAACUCACUGAAAUGGAUUUCAGUUCACGUUCAACGGGCUACGUCAUAACACACGACUACACUACUGCAGAGGGAACUGUGAACUACCAGAUAAAUUGUGAGAAUCGUGUCAGCAAUGCACGCUUUAACGCGACUGUUGACGUGGUGAUUGUGCGGGCAGCAGACUUUUCUGUUACCUUUGAACCUGUUACACCCUUGCCUGAAGGAACAUGCACUAAUUUUGAUUUCAAACUUUCCUUUCAUGAUAUACCAAAAGUGCCCAAUGAUGUGAAUUACACUGUGAAUUAUGCCGAUGGUGAUGAGGUAAUAGAAAAAGUUCUUUCUGUAUAUGCUGUGUCAAAGAAACUUUGUAAAAGAGGGGUGUAUAAAGGUGAGAUUACUAUUAUAUAUGACGGUGUAAAAGCUGUGAAAAACCUGACCUAUUCUUUGGCAUAUUGCUCUGUGACGUUAGAAGGGUCUGCGAUAAUUGGAUUUGUCAAUACAACAUCAUUUCUUUUCGUGGUUCUUAACCAUUUGUUUAUGGAAAACAUUACUGUUUCAAUUGACUGGAAAGACGGAAGUACUUCUGACGUGGUCCUGGCUGGGGGUGCAUCUCGCACAGUGUCACACCCGUUCAUUACUCAUGGCUACAUGACGCCAUUCUAUAGUGUCAAUACAACCAGGGGGAGGGACUCCGCCUCACUGGAAGAGAAAUUAUAUUUAACGUACCCUGCGGAAGAUUUUGAGCUUGAAUUGCCAGAAUUUCUACUCGUUGGUGAAAUGUUUGCUCCAAUAAUUCUCUACGUCGGACCUGACACUUUGGAAAAUAUUUCUUGCACUAUAACAUUUAAUUCAACCGCCAAUGAAACUUUGGCAACACGGAACUUCCUACCAUCUGAUAAUAGUGCAACAUCAACUGAGCAUAAGUAUGUUUUCAAGCAGUAUGAAUUAAUGAAAGUUGUUUGUCAAAAUUCACUCAGCGUCAGCAUUAAGAAUUACAGCCGCAUGGUGUUUAGUGAAUGCUUCCAAGCUCCAGACAUGUUUGAGUCAAUACAUAGAGAGGAAAAACGACCAAUGAGGGCGAACACAGCUUCACUUCCUACACUCACGGCUCGUGUUAAGUUAGCAGAUAAAUGCAAGAACACAACAGUGUUUGUGUUUACAUGGAUAUUCCAGAAAAAAAACACAUUGACUGGACAAUUUGAACCCUAUGAUAUAGAAACUCCGAAUAACAUAUCCAUGAACCUCGCCAACUCUACUAUCAAAGAAGGGACUUACACAGUGAAUCUCACGAUGAGGCUUCAAGAAAAGGAGGAGGACUAUUUGGAAGACCAACAAUAUCUUGAAAUUGUCAACCCUCCCCUCGUCUGCAGCAUUGUUGGGGGUGUGUUCACUUUGAUAGGACAAGGCGAAAUACUUGUUUUAGAUGCUGAAACCAAUUCGUAUGAUCCCCUCGAUGGGAUCGUACGAGAUGUUAGCAGGGAAGACACAAAACACAAAACAAGCACUCUCAACUUCUCUUGGGCAUGUUAUGCUGUUGACUGUGGAGACACUGAAGCAUACAUGGUUCCCAAGAACACUGACAGAAGUUAUAGAGAUAAACCACAGUGUAAUCUUACAUUGCGUAAUGAGGGUUACAUAAAGGUGGACACAGCGAUUGGCUUUGAAAAUGGAAAAUGUUACGUAUUUGAGCAGACACUCAGCAAGGAUAAUCGCAAAGCGACAGCAAUAAAAGUUGUACGUUUGGAACAGAAGAAACCCUGUCCUAUUGAUAUUAUAUGCUUGAAAAACUGCAUGGAAAAGAUCACACCAGAGGAACCAACAGCGUUCAGGGUACUCACUGGCAGUGUUAAACCGGUUGCAGCAAAGUUCAACUGGACACUUUCUAAGUAUGAUCAAUCAAAUGCAGACUACAGCGAACUUUCGUCAGCCGACAAGAAGUUCAAGCGUGAACCGUCUGACCAACUGUUUGAGUUGGAACCUAACUAUUUCACGCCUGGUGGCGUGUACAAGCUACAGAUUACAGCCGACAUACAGGACCGACCUCAGAGCAUAGCCUUCAGAGUCUUACUGGUAAAUGAAAAACCAAGAGGUGGAACUUGUAAAAUAACACCAACAGAAGGUGUGGCUCUACAAACAAGAUUCAAAAUUCUUUGUGAUGGAUGGAUGGAUGAGGGUAUGCGGGAGGAAACUGAUGAUGCGAUUGACAUCAAAGAACCACUCAAGCUGAAGAUUAUACAGGAUGGUAACCUCAUCCGAUCAACAGAUUUCACUCGCAAACUGUCACAACCUUCCGUCGACCUGAAGGCUGGUCCUGAGCCGGAUUUCGAAACUGAGGUUAAACUGGUUGUUACUGAUGCGUUCGGUGGUCAAGUCGAGUUUACAGAGACGGUCAAGGUGAAUAACAGCAUGCCGCCGGUUCCAAAGUUUGGAAUAGCUGCUUCAACGCUUAAUAAAGAAGAGGAAGAAAAACAAAAGAAAGAUUUCACUGACUUCCUCGAAACAAUCAAAUAUGAUGUCAGAUUCUCAGCUGGUAAAGGCGCCCCUCUUGACACGGCUGUAAUCGCAUCAACCGUCGCAAAAUCACUUAACACUGCUAAUUUCACGACCGUAACGACUGAAGAUGUGCAGAAGGUCGGCAGUGAGGACGCAGAUUUUGAUAUAUCUCUGAUUCUUGAGGCAGGAACAACUUAUAACUCUAUCAAAGAGAAUAUAAAGGAGGUGAAUGAGAAAUUCGUUGAGUCCCUCACACAAGCAAUUGACGCCGAACUUGAAAUGAUGAAGACGACGAGGCAGACUCUCUCAGCGGACUCCAUCACUCUCCUCUCCGAAAGUCUGGCCACUGAAGUCGCUAAUCCCGAACUCCUCAACACAGUAACGACUGAAGCGGCCGGCAAGAGGCUCGUUGCCCUCGCAUCAAAUAUGAUGGACGUUUACAACUCGACGCUCAAAACUGUAGACGUGGAGAACAUGACACAUGCUGUGGGGUCGUUGCUCAGCAGCAUCAUCCACUGCAACAAACAAUACGCCAUCACUGGUGUCGAGGUUGAGAGCUCAUAUAACGACAGCGAACACGCAGGUGCAGAGGCAGAUGAAUUGAAUGCUGCUGAGAGGAAGUAUCUUAAGGAUCUGCUGAAGCGCAAGAAGCAGCUGAAACUAGACCGGGCUAACGAAACGUUAAAAGAGAAUAUCAACAGCAUCAUGGAGGCUGUAAGUAAUAUGUUAAAAAUGGCCAGUGUAUUGGUGUUCGAAAAUUCCUCCAGUCAAGUGGAACAGAAUGCAUUUAUCCAAUAUGUCAAGAAAAAUACGGCCAGUGUUCUUCAGAACGACCCUCAGGGCGUCAACGGGUCUACCUUGACUGUCGCCACAGUUGAAACAGAAGACAAUGAUGAAAUUAUAGACAGCAAUUUGAUAGUCCUGAAGGAGAACCCCUUUGUCGUAGGAGGGAAUGCUAAGCUGGUGGAACACCGAGUGACAGUGGCUAGCAUGACGAGAAAGGAUGGCAAGAAACUGAGACUCCGAGGGGCAGUGACCACACAGGAUGAUCCCGAAGACCCGCCCUUUGAGUAUUUUGAUGAACCAAAGUUUACACCCAAUGAUCCUGCAAAAAUGCUAUACCACCGGUUUGCUUACAGAUCAGUGUCUGAACAAGUCUGCAUUCGUAUCAUUCCAAUGAAUGAUUCGGUUUGUUAUGACGAAUAUCUCAGGGCAAGUCUGCGGCCGACGAUUUCGGUGUAUGAUCACCAUGCCAAGAACAUCACUGGCCACCGCGAGUAUUGUGCCCCGGCAGGAUCCUGCACGAAAACAGGCCUAUGCUGGCUCGGGAUCAGACCCUUCUUGUGUCAAGAACCCGAGCUUCCAGAACUUAGCCGGCAAAGGCGAGAGGCAGCCGUCAAUGAUACAAGCGUCACAAACACCAUCAAUAAUACCAUCGUCACAAACACUAUCACUGGUACAAGCGUCACAAACGCCAUCAAUGAUACCGCGAUGCUCCUCACGCCAUACUCUCUCCGGAUCCUGAAUAUAGCCUGCCUCAGCUGGAAGGGAUCAGACUGGGAUGCUGCUGAGUGUACAGUUAAACGAGACCCUGAUAACAAGAAGACCAUGUGUAUGUGCGGUGACAAGGAAGAACUCAUCACCACCGUUUCCUUCCACCUCGCCCCGAACGUCAUCGACUUUAACACUGUCUUCAGCAAGUUCGACAUCAAUGGCCAAGGUGCCGUUCUGGGUACAGUUCUUGUCUGCUUCGUGCUCUUCGUGAUCUUCCUGUUCUGGGCACGGUACAUGGAUGGGCAGGAUGUGCUCCAGUGGGGCGUGACAUUGUUGGCUGACAACCACAAGUGCGAUAGCUACUUCUACCUCAUUACCGUCCACACUGGGAUGGUCAGAGGGGCCGGUACAAAGUCCAACAUACAUUUCUGUAUUGCUGGUGAAGACAAUGACACGGGCGUUAGGAUACUUUCAGACGGCGUAAGAAAGGAACUGAAAACUGGGAGCACGAUGCACUUCCUGAUGGCUGUUCCUGAGGGCCUUGGCUUACUACAAUACUUCCGGGUGUGGCAUGACAGAAUAGGGGAUUCAACAUCCUGGUACCUCAACAGGAUCGAGGUCACCGAUCUCCAAACGGCUUACAAAGCGGACUUCCUUUGCUACCAAUGGCUGUCUCUAGAAGAAGGAGUACUAGAAAAGGCUAUACCAGUAUCCUCCACAGAAAACAUGAAGACCUUCAAGACCAUGUUCUUCGAGCACGCACGUCACCAUGUGACCGAUGACCACCUGUGGGUGUCUGUCCUCCUCCGACCAAUUAAGAGUCAUUUCAGUCGAGGUCAGAGAGUCGGGUGUUGCUUCACUUUGCUUAUGUUGACAAUGAUCACAAACGCCAUGUUCUUUAAAACAAACAGUGUAAAACGACACCAAACGUCGGAUUUUAAAAUUGGCCCAAUCAGUUUCAGUCUGAGGCAGAUAUACGUCUCGUUUGCUUCAACCAUCAUCGUAGCUGUCCCAGUCUUCUUUAUCAUGCUCCUGUUUAGAAAGUCAAAACUAAGCGAAAAGGCCACAAAGGAUGCAACCAGACUAUGGAUACCCCACUGCUUCCGGAACUUCAACUUCUACAAACAAUCCAAGGCCAUUGAAAAAAUCAUGGCCAUCAGGGACAUCGUUGAUGACCAAGAUGGUGUCCUGCCUCACUUUUGCGUGUACAUCUCCUGGGUAUUUGCUUUCAUCUGUGUCUUCUUAUCAGCCUUCUUCAUAAUGUUGUACAGCAUGGAGUGGGGCAAGGACAUUUCAGAAGAAUGGCUGAUGACCUUUAUCAUGUCUUUCUUCGAAUCGCUCAUCAUUUUGGACCCUGUGAAGGUUCUUGUGCUGGCGAUUAUGUUUGCCAUGUUGCUGAAGACACUGAAGGCAAGCAAACCAUCUCAGAUUGACCUCAACCAUAUUGGCAGGAUGAACAGAGAGAUGGGCCAGCAUGGAACAGAUCGGUCUCGGCUCGACUACGAAAGUCCUUUCUCACAAGAAGAACUCCAACGUGCGACGAUGCAAUGUCGGCGCCGGACCAUGAUCAGGAAGGUGAUUCAGGAACUGCUCGCUAACAGUUUCUUCCUCUGGCUUCUCGCCAGCAUCAGCUACAGCAACAGAGACCCCCACGGAUUCCAUCUCCAUCAGAACAUCAAGAACACCUUCAUAGAGCCCUUCAAACCGGCUAUUACAUUGGAACGUGUGAAUACAACCGCGCAUUACUUCCAAUGGCUCGAGAAAACUGUUAUCCCCAAUCUCUUCCCUCAGAUGGAUUUUGAUAAUAAAACAAAACUAUCUCCGAACAUGCGAUAUAGGAUUUCGGAUCUGACGAACCUACGGAUAGGAGCACCUCGACUGCGCCAAGUGAGACAGGCAAACAAAACUUGCAAAAUACCAUACGUUGGCGAAACUCUGUGUCACCCUAUGUAUGACCUGGCUACAGAAGAAACUAGGAACUGGUGCCAAGGCUGGCAGCCACCUAAGUGUCCCAACGAGGAAGCUGUUUCUGUCACCAGCAAUGCAUGGACGUUUGUUUCAGCCUUAGACAUCUGGGGCCUUCCCAUCACAGGCAAGAGGACAGUCUACGGCGGAGGAGGUUACAUAGUUGAACUGGAUAUUACCAAAGAAGUUGCUGAACAGGUAUACAAUAACAUAUAUAAAUACCGGUGGGUUGAUAGUGAUACUAGAGCUGUAUUCUUGGAAUUCACACUGUACAACCCAAGCAUAAGCCUCUUUUGCUACGUCUCGAUACUUGUCGAGUACCCUGAGAGUGGAGGGGUCCUCGAGUCAACAUACAUAUUUCCGUUUAGAAAGCUCAGCCACGACGGAAGCUUUGGAAAGUACAUUCUCUUCUGUGAAGUCGCGUUCAUCAUAUUCACGAUGAUAUGGCUGGGGUACAUCACAUUCAAGCUUAUGAAAGACCGAUGGAGCUUCUUCAAAGAGUUUUGGAACGUUGUCGAGCUGGUCAGUGUCAUCUUCUCAUUCGUGGCUGUUGUUCUGUACUUAACUCGUCUCAAAUACACCAACGAAGCCAUGGCCUUGUUGAAAGAAAACAAACGCGUCUUCAUCAACUUCUACCACAUCGCAGUAUGGGACAGUAUCUUAAACUGUGUCCUUGGUUUCCUGGUUAGCAUAGCAACACUCCGGCUGCUGAGAGUCAUGAGCUAUACAAGAGUCACACAAAUUGUAUUCCUUGUUUUGAAGGAGAGUUCAAAGACACUGCCAGGCUUCUUCUUCUACAUCCUCCUUGUCCUGUUUGCGUUUGGCAUUAUGGGGCAAGUCAUGUUCGGCGCAAACGCAGUUGCCUACAAAGAUAUGCUCACCACCAUGGAAACCCUCUUUUCCGGUGUGCUUGGAAACGCAGGCCUUCGAAACACCAACGUUCCUGUCAGCGAUUCCUGGAUAUCACUCGUCUACUUCGUGUCCUUUGUCCUUAUCGUCUUCUUUGGCCUGUCCAACAUGUUUAUAACAAUUCUACUGGACACUAUGUCCCUGAUCGGUGACGACCCCAAGAACCUGACUUUCAAGGAAAUUGAACUGUUCGCUUACAUGUGGGAGUCUCUUAAGACUCGCAUCAAGGGGAAGGACACAUCCAAACAACUACCCGACCCAGUGUUGACCAAUACACAACAGCCAGCUAUGGACUUUAGAGACGUAUGGCCACAAAAUGAACAUGAACUUGAAGGACGCACUUGCUGCAAGAGCUCAACCAGUCAACAUGACCUGAAUGGGACCUUGAUAAAGAAAAACGAAAGCGAAAGCGAAAUCUAAGUGAUAAUUACUCUUUAGUUAUAUUUAGACAUGAUAGAGAUUGCAUCUGGACUAAAGGGGUUAAUUUGAAAUAUAAACAUUGAUGGAGCAGUGGUACUAUUGAUGAAAAUCGUUAUUUGGCAAACGUGACAAAAUAGCUCGGAAGAUGAUCAUAUUAACACUGUUGGUGCAGUUCUGUAUCCGCCAUUAACACGCGAAGAUUAAGGUCGAGAUUAGUAUUUUUAUACGUGUGAUACGUUUCUUUUCUACAAAAAAUAAAUCCUUUCCGUAAUCGUAAGAAAGUCUUGUACGACUAUAUCAUUAGCAUGUGUUAACAAAUCAUUAUCAAAUAGUAUACAAGUAUAUUAUCUAUUUGCAAUGCUAAUGUAAGUCUUAGUCGUGUAUAUACACUAAAAAUACAGACUUCAGAGAAAUUUUACUCAAGAUUCCAUGUGUGUUAAUAACUGGAUUUCUUUUGCUCCACCUGACAUGAACAUCCUUUGAAAGUGUAUAUGAUCUAGGAGCGUGUAGAUGAAAUAUAUCCCUGCAAUGUAUUUACAAUUUGUGUGAAUUACAUAGAUGUGGUUAUUAAGAGUUAAUAUUGGUGGUGUUAACAGCUCGCGUGUCAAACAUAGGCACCUCAGAGACCUUAACGAUGAACAUAUGUUUGUAAUCUUACCCAUAGUCCAGACAAAUACGCUUUAAAUUCCCCCUUCCAUCAGCAUUACGAUAUGUUGUUUGAGAGAGGUCCACAUGUGCACACUCAGAUGCACCUACAACACUGUAAGCUUCAUGGUAGGGCCAUCGGCGCAAGAGUUAUCCCUCCUGUGAUAAUACUGUAAGUUAUAUAUUUUUAUUAUACACCAUGCACAUGUGUGAUGUAAUGUCUUUAUAUUUAGAAGUUACAUAUUGUGUUUUUCCAUGUUAAUAAACGGGGGGUUACGUAACCCAUCGUCUAUUGUGACAGCCCCAGUGAUAUCUAAAUGGUUUAAUUGCAACAAGCAACAUGCACCUAUAGUUUGAAAAGGAAACCAACAUUAAGACUUUAGGCUAAUAUUCAGAAAUCUACUCCCAAUUGAGAGUCCAGGGAAUUUGUUUUGUUCAAACGCUUGACAGCAAAGAAUAAGUAGUUCUCUAAAAGGUUUUAUUUCAAAAGCGCGUUUUUAUGACACCACUUUGGACGGCAGUGAUUAUACAAUACUGGAAUAAACAUUUGUCAUCGGAGAGGAACAUAAUUCAACAUUCUGGUUACAUUAGUCGAUAUUUAUACCUUUAAAUGUUCACGACUGAAGUGUAAUGAUAUACAGGUUCUAGAUAUUGACGAGAAAUAUUACAGGUUAGCUCGAGAGAAUGAUGUUUUUAAUAUAUUUUAUAAGAGGAUUUUAUGUUUAAUCACAGAUUUUAUUGCUUUUAUGCUGUUGAUGGUUUUGUGUUUUUCCUAAUAUAUACAACGAUGGCUGUCACGACGGGGCUUAAAAGAAAGCCCUGAUUGAUAGUUAAAGAAGUGCACAUAUCAUUGUCUUUUAAAAUCAAUUUGUUGAAAAGCUGUUUUCGUUUGUGGAUUCGCUUUUGGAGAUUCUUUAAUUAUGAUUUAUGAAGAUAAGAUCUAGACGAAAAAUAUCUUUACCAUGAUAUUGAAAAGUUUAAUUUGAAGACUCAUCUCUCAAUUUUACAGUUUUGCCCGGACUACAGUCUUAAUUCAAAGUCAUUGACAUUUUGUGUGACAUAAUUAGAUGUGGUUGUUAAGUGUUCAUAUUUUAGAGGCUAAUAUUGUAUGUAUCCAACUUACGUACUCUACACAUAAAGAAAUGGACCAUGAGUCCUUAAGGACGAAAACUAUGUUUUGGUAAAUAAUCCAUGCCAUUCUGAAGAGAGCCCUAUUAAAUUCACCUUUCCAUAUUUGAGAGAAGUACACACAAUCAACUGCACGUACAUCACUGUAAGCUCCAGAAACAGGGCCAUCGGCGCAAGAGUUAGCCCUCUUUUGAUAAUACGAUUAGUCCUAUAUAUUGUAUAGAACAUGCACAUGUGUGACGCAAUGUCUGUUUAUUUAGAAGUUACAUAUUGUGUUUUCCAUGUUAAUAUACGGGAUAUUACGUAACCUGUCGUGUAUGGUCACAACCCCGGUGAUAUCUAAAUGAUUUAAUUGCAACAAGCAACAUGUGGUCAUAGUUUCAGGAAGGUAAUCAAAAUUAAGUCGUCAGGCUACUACUCGGAAACAUUAGUCUCAACAGAGAGUCCUCUGGUUCAAAAGCUUGUCAGUAUGGAGCAGUUCCCUGAAUAUUUCAUUUCGGAAGCGCGUCUUUUGUUACACCCAAUUUGACGACAGUUAUUAUACAAACUUCAAUAAACAUUUCAAUUGUCAAUCGGAAGGAACAUAAUUCAACAUUCUGGUUACAUUUGUCGAUUUUUUACAUUUAUCUGUUUCCGACUGAAGUGUUAAAUUAAAUACAAGUUGAAGAUAUUGACGUGAAAUAUUACAGUUUAGGUGGUAGGAAUGAUAUUUACAAUAUAUUUUUGAUAAAAGGAGGAGGGGGGGGUUAUUUUAUUCAUUGAAACAUUUUGUUGAUGUUGUUGAUGUUUUUGUUGUUGUUGUUUUCUUUAUAUGUACAAUGCUGGCUGUUACUUCAGGGCAUCAAAACCCUGACUGUUUAUUUAUUAUAUGUUCGUAUCAUAAUCUAUUAAAAUAAGUUUGUUGAAAAGCCUU